Symsagittifera roscoffensis is the source of this 2424-nucleotide messenger RNA. Its product is annotated as potassium/sodium hyperpolarization-activated cyclic nucleotide-gated channel 1-like. Gene Ontology annotation, biological process: potassium ion transmembrane transport; regulation of membrane depolarization; sodium ion transmembrane transport. Gene Ontology annotation, molecular function: voltage-gated potassium channel activity. Lineage: Eukaryota; Metazoa; Xenacoelomorpha; Acoela; Convolutidae. The record is from RefSeq and is a predicted model, not a curated record. Gene Ontology annotation, cellular component: HCN channel complex; membrane. Bases 131 to 2383 code for a protein of 750 amino acids. The transcript is spliced from 11 exons.
UGAGAACAGACUGGCACUGAAGUUGUUCGGCAGCAAAAAGGCAGUGCUGAAGGAGAGGAAGAGGUGUGAGGAGGAGGCCCCCUGGAUCAUUCACCCCUACAGCACCUUCAGAUUCCUGUGGGACUUCAUCAUGUUGAUGCUGCUGAUCAUCAACUUAGUGGUGCUUCCAGUGGCCAUCGCCUUCUUUAAUGAGGAGAACAGCCACUCGUGGGCAGUGUUCAACUGCGUCAACGACUCCAUCUUCAUUCUAGACAUCCUACUCAACUUCAGGACAGGCAUUCCCAGACAACACAUGGCCGUGCAAGUGGUACUGGAGCCAAAGGUGAUCCGUGCCAGUUACAUGAGGGGGUGGUUCGGGAUAGACCUCAUCUCUUCCAUGCCCAUGGACUACAUCUUCCUCAUCAUCUCCCAGGGCGACAGUGGGGGUCCGCAGAUACUGAAUGCCUCGCGGACCCUGAAGAUGCUGCGACUCAUGAAGUUCCUCAGUCUCAUGCGACUGCUCAGAGUGUCCAGACUCAUGAGAUAUGCGACCCAGUGGGAAGAUGUGUUCAACCUGGCUAGUGCGGCCAUCCGCAUCCUGAACCUGAUCUUCAUGAUGGUGCUGAUCAGCCACUGGAAUGGGUGUCUCAUGUUCCUCUUCCCCAGAAUAUACGACUUCCCCCCUGACUCCUGGGUGGUCAUAGACGGACUCAAGGACUCCGAGUGGGAGGAGCAGUACAGCUGGGCCCUGUUCCGAGCCAUGUCCCACAUGCUGUGCAUAGGCUAUGGCCAGCAGCCACCCACCUCCCUCAUGGACCUAUGGCUGGUCAUGGUCAGCAUGCUGAGUGGGGCCACUUGCUACGCCCUGUUCAUCGGACAUGCCACCAACAUGAUACAACAGUUUGACUCCUCCAGAAGACAGUACACAGAGAAGAUGAAGCAAGUGGAGGAGUACAUGGGUCAUCGGAAGUUACGACCCGAUCUGCAAGUGAGAGUACAUGAGUACUAUGAGUACAAGUACAAGGGCAAGAUGUUCGACGAGGAGGUCAUUCUAGAGGAACUCAACGACUGUCUCAGAGAGGAGAUCCUGAACUACAACUGUCGUGAGUUGGUGAACGUAGUGCCCUUCUUCCAGGGGGCGGAUCCCCUCUUCGUCAGUGGAGUGGUGUCCAAACUCAAGUUCGAAGUGUUCCAGCCGGGCGACCUCAUCCUCAGCGAGGGCUCAUUCGGCACCAAGAUGUACUUCAUCCAACAGGGCACAGUAGAUGUGCUCUCUAUGGACGAUGACGUCAUCGCACAACUCACAGACGGCGCAUACUUCGGGGAGAUCUGUCUGCUGACCAAGUGUAGAAGGACAGCCUCUAUCAGGGCAGAGUCCUACUGUAAUCUGUACUCGCUGGAGGUGGAGGACUUCAAUGAUGUCGUCAGGGAGUUCCCGGAGGUCAGGGACAAGAUGGAACAGGUUGCGAGACUGCGGCUGACGCAGUUGGGGAGGAAGCCGAGUCAGGUGUUCCUGAAGAGCAAGUUCAAGCCCCACUCCCUCAUCAACAGCCUCAUCCUAAACACACACUCCAACAUGAGAAGUCAUGACAACAACAACAACAAUAACAACAGUGACAACGAUAACUCGGAUGGGGAAACACACGACGUCCACAUUAAUGAUGAACUGGUGAGCAAUGUGGCCCGUUUGACCAUGCGCAAGCUGUCUGUUCUGCUGGAGAGCACCCACCCCUCUGGCUGCAGCCCCACCAGAACCAACAACAGCUCCGGACACUCCUCCGCCGCCGGAACUCACGCCAACAAUAACAACAACACCAUUAGUCCAAAGCUAGCCAAAUCACCGAAGCAGGGUAACCACUUCACAUGCCACGCCAAAGUAGACCACUGUGACACCAUUCUGGAAUCAGAGUGCGGCAGUGGAGAACAGAUGAGCCAGAGUCUCAUUUCCAGCCACAGACACAGUAAUGCUGCAGACCACACUGACCAAGAAGUAGAGGGUGGUAGAAGCAGUCAAGUUGGUGCCAAAAUGUACAGUGGAACUGCUUAUGCAGACAACGGGUUUGAUGACACUAUCUGCGAAGACCCCAUCGAUGAUGACGACAUCGACAUUGACUUGGAUUUCGGCAAUGCAGAAAACUUCGAUGAUUUCUGCGACGAUGCUGAUGAUGAUGAAAAUACAGAAGCAGAUGUCAUUAGUGACGCAGUUAUUAGAGAAAUGAAAAGCAUGUUGAAUAGCGGGGGCCAAGUUAAUGACUCAUCGGCACCGAAUACUCAUGAACAAACUGAAGAUCUUGAUGAUCAAAAUAAGAACACAGUAGAUGAGUAUUCGCAGUUUCACCUCAGCCCAAGUUGUCCCACCUUCCUCGGUAUUAGACAGCAAAGCACAGACUCAAGCAAUAUAUAGAUUUUAUGUGAACACCUGUUGAAAAUUAAGUAAUUCAUUUU